Messenger RNA from Bactrocera latifrons, 3141 nucleotides. It is a transcript of the gene tws, whose product is annotated as protein phosphatase PP2A 55 kDa regulatory subunit. Gene Ontology annotation, biological process: peptidyl-serine dephosphorylation. Gene Ontology annotation, cellular component: protein phosphatase type 2A complex; cytosol. Gene Ontology annotation, molecular function: protein binding; protein phosphatase regulator activity. Lineage: Eukaryota; Metazoa; Arthropoda; Insecta; Diptera; Tephritidae. The transcript has 6 exons. The coding region runs from base 776 to 2290 and encodes 504 amino acids. The record is from RefSeq and is a predicted model, not a curated record.
CAAAACUAAAUAUUUUAUAUUUUUGUUGUUGGUCAUAAUGUUGUUGUAGUAUUAGUAUUGGUAUUAACACAUUCGGACGUUUUCUGUAUUUUCACAAUUUCGAAAAAAAUCAGUUUCGUUGGCAAAGCGACUCACGAAACAACAAAAUCGCAAACGCAUAGAAGAAAGAAGGCAAGCAAAGGAAGUUUGCACAUWUGCACAUACAUGUGUAUAUAUGUCCAUACAUAUGGAUCUGUGUAUGAGCAAAGGAAGGAACAAAUUUGAAAGUAUAGACAAAUGUACUAGUAAAUAUGUAUGGAGCAAAGCAAAAUAACUUGGAGGCCGAAAAUGAUUUCACAGACAAAGUAAUCUUGUGAGGCAACGCAAAUAAACACAGUUAUUGUGGAACUCAAGCAUCGAAAAAGAAUAAUAAAAAAACGUAAAACCGAUAUAAAUACGUAGAAAAGGCAGACGCAGAAAAAACUAAGAACUAUAAUUAAGCUUAAAUUUACAUACAUACAUAUUUAUAAUCUGUAAAUUUCCUAUAUACACGACUUCCACGUGCUGUGUGUUUUAAAUUAUUGAAUUGUGUUAAUUUGAAAAUCGAUUUAAACUCAAUGAAAUUAAGUGAGACUGAAUUUGAAUGCUAAAAAUACACCUGAAUAUAAUUUGGUAAAAAUCGUACAAAAAAUAAUAAUUGAUAUUCAGCAGACAUAGCGAUUUUGCUGCAAGGCUCUGCUUCACAGAACUCCAAUCGAGCAGCUGCUUCAAGAGAUAAUUAGCGUCGCUAAGUAAAAUGGAUUGGAAAACUCUUUCAAGCAGUGAAAAGAGCCCUAAAAUGGAACGCUGGAAGCCAACUUCAAUAUUGGAACCAGAACCCCCACCGCCCAUACCGCCGCGCACAUUUAUGCGUCAAUCGAGUUUCACGAAAAUUGGAAAUAUGCUUAAUACGGCCAUAAAUAUGAAUGGUACWAAAAAAAUACAGAGUAAUGGAGAAGCUUCCUGGUGCUUCUCACAAAUAAAAGGCGCCUUAGACGAUGACGUCACCGAUGCUGAUAUUAUAUCCUGUGUGGAAUUCAAUCAUGAUGGUGAAUUGCUGGCAACAGGUGAUAAAGGCGGACGUGUCGUCAUCUUUCAGCGCGAUCCAAUGUCGAAAACAGCAAUACCACGUCGCGGUGAAUAUAAUGUUUACUCAACCUUUCAAUCGCAUGAACCCGAGUUCGAUUACCUAAAGUCAUUGGAAAUAGAGGAGAAAAUCAAUAAGAUACGAUGGCUGCGAAGAAAGAAUCCUGCGCACUUUUUAUUAUCAACCAACGAUAAGACGGUUAAGUUAUGGAAGGUCAGUGAACGGGAUAAGUCGUUUGAGGGCUAUAAUACAAAGGAGGAGAGCGGUCUGGCGAAGGAUCCGCAAAAUAUAACUGGCUUAAAAGUUCCUUCAGUUAAGCAAAUUCCACUUAUGGUGGAAGCGUCACCACGCCGCAACUACGCCAAUGCACACACCUAUCACAUCAAUUCAAUUAGCGUUAAUUCUGACCAAGAGACUUAUCUGUCCGCCGAUGAUUUACGAAUCAAUCUGUGGCAUCUUGAAGUGACCGAUCAAAGUUUCAAUAUAGUCGAUAUUAAGCCAGCUAACAUGGAAGAGCUAACGGAGGUCAUAACCGCUGCCGAAUUCCAUCCAACCGAAUGCAAUGUAUUCGUGUACUCAAGCUCGAAGGGCACAAUACGUCUAUGUGAUAUGCGUUCAGCUGCGCUGUGCGACCGACAUAGCAAACAGUUCGAGGAGCCGGAGAAUCCAACGAAUCGCAGCUUCUUUAGUGAAAUAAUUAGCUCUAUAAGCGAUGUAAAACUAAGCAAUUCGGGUCGUUAUAUGAUCUCUAGGGACUAUUUAAGUAUUAAAGUAUGGGAUUUACACAUGGAAACGAAACCAAUUGAAACUUAUCCGGUUCACGAAUACUUACGCAUUAAACUCUGUUCGCUGUAUGAGAAUGACUGUAUUUUCGACAAAUUCGAAUGUUGUUGGAAUGGCAAGGACACUUCCAUAAUGACGGGCAGCUAUAACAAUUUCUUCAGAGUGUUUGAUCGCAAUUCGAAAAAGGAUGUCACAUUGGAGGCGUCACGCGACAUUAUCAAACCAAAAACGGUGCUUAAACCGCGUAAAGUUUGCACCGGUGGCAAGCGAAAAAAAGAUGAGAUUAGUGUCGAUUGUCUCGACUUCAAUAAGAAGAUAUUGCAUACAGCUUGGCAUCCGCAAGAGAAUAUAAUUGCUGUGGCGGCCACAAACAAUCUGUUUAUAUUUCAGGAUAAGUUUUAGCUAAAACUCUCUCAUCUACUUCAGUUCUACUUCAUCACCACCACCACCAUUAUGACGUCGUUAAGAAUAAUUAUUAUGCUUAAUUCUAAAUUUUAUACUUAUCGCUGCUGCAAAUGCUAUCACUCACUACUACUACUAGUUGCUAUCAGUACUGUGUAAUCAGAGCAAACAAACAAAAAAACAAAUAUUACGAUCAACUUUUGAUCGUAAUAUUAAGCGAAAUACGAGGACGGACAUGCAAUCUAGACGAAUGCGUCGGCGUAGGCGUUGUCUCAACUCAUAGCAUCAUACAUAUAUAUAUAUAUAUACAUAUAGUUAGAUAUAACUCACUAUUAGCGCUAAUAAUUAACGAAACAAAAUCUUGAUUGGCAGUUGAUUAUUGAUACAUCUAUAAUACGGUGUGUGUGUAUGUACAAGCCUCAGCCGAAACAACAAAACACGUAAAGUUUUUAGUUUUAAGUUUUGCACUCAAACGCGGCUUGCAAGCAACGUGGAGAAAAAAGUGUGUGAGAAGUAGAAUUAAAGCGCGGGAAAGUAAGAAAACAGCUGGCUGCGCCAGUAAAACCAAACCAUAUAAAUCGUCUACUAUUGCGCACAAAAAAAAAAAAAAAGAAUAAGAAGAAAAAACAAGAAAACAAUAAACGCCUUAAACAAAAACUUUGUACAGUACUCUGAUUACAUUUCUGUUAAAUUCCUUAAAACAAUGUUGCCUCGGCUAUAGACUUUCAGCUACUUUUCGAAGAGAGUGUGUUUUUUAUACCAUAUUUAUGCGAAAUCAGUAAGAAUAACAACUAUUUAUGCAGUAAUAUGUUUGCCUAAUUUGUAAUAAAAACAGAAAUUGUUAAUAAUAA